Chaetomium globosum CBS 148.51 is the source of this 1665-nucleotide messenger RNA. RefSeq lists its product as uncharacterized. Gene Ontology annotation, molecular function: phosphoglucomutase activity; magnesium ion binding. Bases 1 to 1665 code for a protein of 554 amino acids. Lineage: Eukaryota; Fungi; Ascomycota; Sordariomycetes; Sordariales; Chaetomiaceae. Gene Ontology annotation, biological process: carbohydrate metabolic process. The transcript is spliced from 5 exons. Gene Ontology annotation, cellular component: cytosol. The record is from RefSeq and is a predicted model, not a curated record.
AUGGAUGUCAAGACCGUCGAUUUCACGCCCUUCACGGACCAAAAACCUGGCACCUCUGGCCUGCGCAAGAAGGUUACGGUUUUCCAAAAGCCGAACUAUAGCGAGUCUUUUGUUGCAAGCAUCCUACUGUCCAUUCCCGAGGGCGCUGAAGGUGCCUCUCUCGUCAUCGGCGGCGAUGGGCGAUUCUGGAACCCGGAGGUGAUCCAGUUGAUCGCCAAGAUGGGUGCGGCAUAUGGCGUUAAGAAGCUUCUAAUCGGUCAGGAUGGCAUCUUGUCGACGCCAGCCGCCAGCCACCUUAUUCGCAAGCGCAAGGCUACCGGUGGCAUCCUCCUGACUGCCAGCCACAACCCCGGCGGGCCCCAGAACGACUUCGGCAUCAAGUACAACCUUGCGCAUGGCGGGCCCGCGCCCGAGUCGGUGACGAACAAGAUCUUCGAGACUUCCAAGACGCUGACAUCGUACAAGAUCGCCAGCAUCUCCGAUGUUGACAUAUCCACAGUGGGCACCAGGACGUACGGGAAUCUCGAGGUCGAGGUGGUCGAUAGCACGGCCGAUUACAUGGAGAUGCUAAAGGACAUCUUCGACUUCGAUCUGAUCAAGAAAUUUUUCGCAACACAUAGCGACUUCAAGGUCCUUUUCGAUGGCCUCUCGGGCGUUACCGGGCCGUAUGGUAAAGCGAUCUUCGAGCAGGAGCUUGGUCUCGGCCCCGAGUCCACCCAGAACUGCGAGCCGUCGCCUGAUUUCAACGGCGGCCACCCGGACCCUAAUUUGACUUACGCGCAUGAGCUCGUCGAGGUUGUUGAGAAAAAACAGGUUCCUUUCGGCGCCGCCUCGGACGGAGACGGUGACCGGAACAUGAUCUACGGUGCCGGCGCCUUCGUCUCCCCCGGCGACAGUCUGGCCAUCAUUGCUCACCAUGCGAAGCUGAUCCCGUAUUUCAAACGGAAUGGGGUCUACGGAUUGGCCCGCAGCAUGCCCACAUCCGGGGCUGUCGAUCUAGUGGCGAAGAAACAGGGCCUUGACUGCUACGAGGUACCCACGGGGUGGAAGUUCUUCUGUGCCUUGUUCGACGCCGAUAAGUUGUCCAUCUGUGGCGAGGAGUCGUUCGGGACCGGAAGCAACCAUAUUCGGGAGAAGGAUGGUCUCUGGGCAAUUGUUGCCUGGCUUAACAUCAUCGCUGGCCUUGGUGUGGCGAACCCUGGUGUUGCACCGAGUAUCAAGCAAAUCCAGAAGGACUUCUGGACCGAAUAUGGCCGUACCUUCUUCACCCGUUAUGAUUAUGAAGACGUCGACGCGGAUGGUGCCAACAAGGUGGUCGGGGUUCUCAAGGACCUGGUUGCCGACCCUAGCUUCGUCGGCAGCAAAGUUGGCCACCGCACUGUGACCGGAGCUGGCAACUUUUCCUACACUGACCUAGACGGUUCCGUGUCGUCAAACCAGGGCCUGUACGCCUGCUUUUCAUCUGGCAGCAGGAUCGUUGUUCGACUAUCAGGGACUGGUUCGUCGGGCGCCACGAUCCGUCUGUAUAUCGAACAGCACAGCAGCGACCCGACCACCUAUGACAUGGAUGCCCAGGACUUCCUCGGGCCUGAGAUCAAAAUGGCGACGGAGCUCCUAAAGUUCAAGGAGUUCAUUGGCCGGGACGAGCCCGAUGUGAAGACGUAG